Messenger RNA from Erinaceus europaeus (western European hedgehog), 2060 nucleotides. It is a transcript of the gene DNAJB9, whose product is annotated as DnaJ heat shock protein family (Hsp40) member B9. Gene Ontology annotation, molecular function: protein-folding chaperone binding; misfolded protein binding. Bases 352 to 1020 code for a protein of 222 amino acids. The record is from RefSeq and is a predicted model, not a curated record. Lineage: Eukaryota; Metazoa; Chordata; Mammalia; Eulipotyphla; Erinaceidae. The transcript is spliced from 3 exons. Gene Ontology annotation, cellular component: endoplasmic reticulum.
AGGUGGAGCGGCAACAACAUUUUUCCACGUGCGCGUAGAGCGCCAGAGUCAGGUGGGAAGGCGGGAGCCAAUAGGGAAGCGUUUCGUGUAGGUCUUUUCCGGAGGCGGCCGCGCCAGCUGCAGCUACCCGCCAGUAGAGAGCGGGCAGAGUCGGGACGCGGUGCAGUGGCUGCCGGAGGGGCGCGAGGUCGGUGGAACCGCGGGAGUGGGGUGCGCGCCGCCUCCCCGAGGGAUCCCUCGGAAGCCGUGUUGAAAGGCCAGACUCGAACAACUAAGAGGAACCAGUCUUGAGCCCCAUCGGCGCCUCAGAUCUGUGCAGGAGCAGCGCUACAGCCAAAAGGGAUACUAGAAAUGGCUACUCCCCAGUCCGUUUUUAUCUUCGCAAUCUGUAUUUUAAUGAUAACAGAAUUAAUUUUGGCCUCAAAAAGUUACUAUGACAUAUUAGGUGUGCCAAAAUCUGCAUCAGAACGCCAAAUUAAGAAGUCUUUCCACAAGUUGGCCAUGAAAUACCAUCCUGACAAAAAUAAGAGUCCUGAUGCUGAAGCAAAAUUCAGAGAAAUUGCAGAAGCAUAUGAAGUACUCUCAGAUGCUAAUAGGAGGAAAGAAUAUGAUACACUUGGACACAGUGCUUUUACAAAUGGUAAAGGACAAGGAAGUAGUGGAAGUUCUUUCCGGCAGUCAUUUAACUUCAAUUUUGAUGACUUAUUUAAAGACUUCAGUUUUUUUGGUCAAAACCAAAACACUCGGUCCAAGAAGCAUUUUGAAAAUCAAUAUCAGACACACCAGGAAGGUUCCGGUAGACAAAGGCAACAUUUCCAGGAGUUUUCUUUUGGAGGUGGACUAUUUGAUGACAUGUUUGAAGACAUGGAGAAGAUGUUUUCUUUUAGCGCUUUUGACAAUACCAAUCGGCACACAGUACAGACUGAAAAUAGAUUCCAUGGAUCUAGCAAGCACUGCAGGACUGUAACUCAAAGAAGAGGAAAUAUGGUUACUACAUACACUGAAUGUUCAGGACAGUAGUUUUUUGUUUGUUUUUUUCUUGUUCUCACUAAACUGAUAAGUUGAUUCUUCCUCACUACCUUUGCAAAACAAUUUUCUGUGAACUGUUGAAAGUGCAUGAUUUCUCUUAACUUGAUAUUGUUGUUAAGAUAUAUUUAAAUUGUUUUUGAGUAAUUGCUAAUUAUUAAUUUCCCUGAUUAGGAAAGGUUCUUUAAAAAGAUAUAAUUUGGCCAUUUUUUUCCCCUUACUCUGCCCUUGGCCUUAUUAACAUGACCAGUUUUAUUACCAAGAAAAGAUUGAGCUUGCUUGAAACACUUUCAAAAGUUAAAUUUUAAAAGCUAUGGUCAAUUUACAUUGUGUGAACGGAAUGAUUUUUGCAAUGAGCCUUUGCUAAUUUAAAGUUGCAUGCUCUGUAGCAUCUCUGACGGGAGUUGCUAACUGUACAUGAAACAUACUGAGUUGUUCAGCAGAAGAUAGCAGUAUCUUAGUUUAACUUGGUUUAUUUUUUUCCCACUAAAAGUCUUAGAAAUGCGUGGCUUAAUGUUCAUACAGCCAUGCCUUUCUGUGUUAAGAGUUGGGGUAAAGAAAAUGAUUGUCUUGCUCAUAGUCGUUUAGGCUGAAGGAAAGUUCAAAGUCUAUAAAGUGUUACCAAGAGAUUGUUAUAUGAUUGGUCUCUGGCUAAUGAUUUUGUAACAUUGAAGUCAUAGCUACUUUACAUAUGUUUUCAUAUUUCUUUCUUAGUUAUUACUGCUCUAUAAGUCUUGUUUUUUUUUUCGUGUGUGUGUGUUUGGUUUUUCUUCUUGGCACUCAUCUUUAUCUAGAGAUUAACUAAUACCUCAUUCUAUUUGGAAAAACAGCCAGUAAUUUCUGUGUAACCUUAUUAUGUGCAAUAUUUUUAAAUUCUAAGAAAUGUGUGCUUUUUUUUUUUCCCAGAUGUUCUUUAGUUCUGCACUUUUCCAUGCUAUACUCCAUAUGAGUAUUAAUCCUAUGGAUACAUAUUAAAACUAGUAAGUGUCUCAUGCAAGAUUGUGUGUGACAGAAAUAUAAUAUUUACCAAAUGA